Messenger RNA from Prionailurus viverrinus (fishing cat), 1735 nucleotides. RefSeq names its product ECSIT signaling integrator (gene ECSIT). The record is from RefSeq and is a predicted model, not a curated record. The transcript is spliced from 9 exons. Bases 327 to 1628 code for a protein of 433 amino acids. Gene Ontology annotation, cellular component: mitochondrion. NCBI's taxonomy places the organism in Eukaryota, Metazoa, Chordata, Mammalia, Carnivora, Felidae.
UCUGUCUUCCUAUUGGUGCUCCUCCAUUUUGGGCGGGACCUCUCUAAACCUGUGUUCUCGAUUUGCUGUCUCCCCGGUGGCCCCUGACCUGGAAGCUCUCUGGGUAAAAUGGCGGCGCCCAGAGUCACGACCGAGCCGGCUUGGAGUCCGCGGCUUGCCGCAUGAGACAGCUGAGGCUCAGAGAGGUUAAGGGCCUCUCCCGAAGUCACGCCGGAAGUUGGCAGCUAGGCUGGAAUUCGGACCCGCGUCUGUUUAUCCCAAGGAUCCCAGAAUCCUGGCAGGCAGCCUCAGAGCUGCUGUAGGUGGUUGUCUGACAAGUGGAGGCAAUGAGCUGGGCCCAAGCCAUCCUGCUGGCCCGGGGCCUCUCUCGGGGCUGCGGAGGCAUCUGCGGGGCCACCGUCACGGGAGCCCCCUUCUCUCAGGUGUCCCUCCAGGCCCCGCGGGGUCUCCGCUGCAGCGCAGCCACCCACAGCUCUGACUCCUGGCUGGUCCCUCCCCCACCUAAGCCCCCAAGGGGACCCACCAGGGCCCUGGCACCCCACGAGGAGCUGUUUAGGCGGGCACCAGAUGGGGCGCAGGACAAGGCGAACUUUGUGCGGGCCGUGCAGACCUUCGGGCAGCAUAACGUGCACAAGCGGGGCCACGUCGACUUCAUCUACCUGGCCCUGCGCAAGAUGCGGGAGUACGGCGUCGAGCGGGACCUGGCCGUCUACAACCUGCUGCUCGACGUCUUUCCCAAGGAGGUCUUCCGGCCUCGAAGCAUCUUCCAGAGAAUCUUCAUCCACUACCCACGGCAGCAGGAGUGCGGGAUUGCUGUCCUGGAACAGAUGGAGAACCAUGGGGUGAUGCCCAACAAGGAGACCGAGUUCCUACUGAUUCAGAUAUUUGGACGUAAAAGUUACCCCAUGCUCAAGUUCGUGCGCAUGAAGCUGUGGUUCUCCCGCUUCAAGAAUAUCAACCCCUUCCCACUGCCCCGGGACCUGCCCCAGGACCCCGUGGACCUGGCCAAGUUGGGCCUGCGGCACAUGGAGCCCAACCUCAGCGCCAGGGUCACCAUUUACCAGAUGCCUUCUGCCAAAGACUCCACAGGUGCGGCAGAUGCCACUGAGUCCCACAUUGUAGGCAUCCAGACUCCUGAUCAGCAGGCUGCCCUGGCCCGCCACAACCCAGCCCGGCCUAUCUUCGUCGAGGGCCCCUUCUCCCUGUGGCUCCGAGACAAAUGUGUCUAUUAUCACAUCCUCAGAGCGGACUUGCUGCCCCCGGAGGAGAGGGAAGCGGAGGAAAUUCCAGAGGAAUGGAAUCUCUACUACCCGAUGCAGCUGGACCUGGACUAUGGGAGGAGCGGCUGGGAUGACUACGAGUUUGACAUCCAUAAAGUGGAGGAAGGCCCUGUCUUCGCCAUAUGCGUGGCGGGUGCCCACGACCAGGCCACGCUGGCCAGGUGGAUCCAGGGCUUGCAGGAGACCAACCCAGGCCUGGCCCAGAUCCCCGUGGUCUUCCGCCUGGCGGGGUCCACCGGGGAGCUCCUGGCGACCUCCUCAGGACUGGAGGAGCCGCCCCCGCCCCCACCAGAGGGCCAGGAAGAAGAGGAAAACAAUCAGCAGCGACAGCAGCAGGGACAGAGCUGAGGCUGAUUGGUCACCAGCACAAACUGUGGACUAGUGUAAUAGCAUGAGGUGCCCUUUGAAUGUACAGCAAAUAAAAGUUUUCCGGCUCGGGGCGGCCUUCUCUCUUC